This is a messenger RNA of Aspergillus glaucus CBS 516.65, 327 nucleotides long. RefSeq lists its product as uncharacterized. The transcript is spliced from 2 exons. Bases 1 to 327 code for a protein of 108 amino acids. The record is from RefSeq and is a predicted model, not a curated record. NCBI's taxonomy places the organism in Eukaryota, Fungi, Ascomycota, Eurotiomycetes, Eurotiales, Aspergillaceae.
AUGAUCAGCACUCAAUUGUUUAUUUUCUUGAAGCCGGAUUUCACAAAGAGGUUCCUUGGGAAGAAGGGUGCGAAUGAGUUUAAGAUCCCAGAAAUCAUCUUUGAUCUGACUCUGGUCCUCAGUCCGCAUGUAUGCUUGCUGAGUAUGCUCUUUCAUAUCAAAGGCUUCAAGAAGAUCUCUACAACUGGGCCAGUACUGGAUUCCCCAGAGAAACUUUACAUCCUUGGGGUACUGGACGGCAAGGGACAGCAGGAACUAAAACAAAAGGAUGAAAUACUAGAUAAAUUUGUGUUCUGCCAGGUGGAGUGGGAAGCUGCUGGAUAUUAA